Molecule: messenger RNA, 711 nt
Organism: Angiostrongylus costaricensis
Lineage: Eukaryota; Metazoa; Nematoda; Chromadorea; Rhabditida; Metastrongylidae
Source: the annotation of a GenBank genome assembly
AUGCGGUCUGAAGAUGAUCCGACUCGACAGGAAGACGAAGACGACUCAUCGAUAGAAUCUGAUGUGCUUACGGUGGUGGAAAAAGACGACAACGGAUUCGUGUUUUACAAGUGCCGUUUUUGUGGACUCACCUUCAACUACAUGAACACGCUCCGAGCUCACGAACGUGUUCAUAACAUUUCACAGCCGUUCAUCUGUGGAAAAUGUGGCGAAUCGUACGAAUUUGCGUGCCAGCUGGAAUAUCACACCCAACAACAUGGAGAUAUGAAAGGAUACAAAUGCGAAUGUGGUCGUACGUUUUUCUCGUACACCGAAAUGCUCUAUCAUAAGCAUUCAGAUGAUCUCGAAAAGGAAAAAGAGGGAAAAGAAUUGCAUGGUUGUCCAAUGUUUGUCAAUCCGUCAACAAGUAAAGUAGCGUUCCUACAGGAACUGCCAACACCGGCAUACAUUGAGCAGGGAUUUGAGCCAAAGCAUCCAUUGAAGGUUGUUUAUUCGGACGUUCGAUCAAAGCCGUACAUUUGUGAAUACUGCUCGAAAAGUUAUGCAGAUAGUCGCCAAUUGGCCUACCACAUGUACAGUCACAGAGGCGAACGGCAGUUCAAUCCGCGGUCAUCUCGAUACUUGAUAGGUCGUCAUGGGGUAGGCUACACCGACCGCAAUUCUUACUUUAUGUUUCCAAGAACAAGUGGGUAUGUAGCCCCUCUGUAUUAA